Molecule: messenger RNA, 934 nt
Organism: Dromiciops gliroides (monito del monte)
Lineage: Eukaryota; Metazoa; Chordata; Mammalia; Microbiotheria; Microbiotheriidae
Product: 5'-3' exoribonuclease 1-like
Exons: 5
Coding region: 377-853 (158 amino acids)
Source: RefSeq, a predicted model, not a curated record
AAGGCUUUGUGUUAGACAGUAGGGAUAUCAGUUGUUAUUACACGCCAGGUAUAAGGACAAAGACGACAAAGACCCCCUGACUCUAGGAGCUUGCUGAGGGAAACUACCAGGUCUGCAGAAGAAGAGACAGAAAGCAGACUUUUGGAGGGACCCCCAAAUGUAACAUUAAGCUUUUGAAGAGAAAUGAAAGUCCCAGUACUUCAGAAGUCCAAAAAGUUGUAACUGAUGAUCCAAAUACAGUUGGGAAGACUGACCCUAGAAUUGAGAAUUUCCUAAUAUCCUUGAAAAUCAGCAAGGAGAAUGAAGUACAGUAUGGUGGGGAAGCAACAACGAAUAAAGAACAUUUGUCACCACAGUCAUUUGCUAUGCUGCCUAUAUGAAUAAGCCUCAUAAUCCAGGGGAUUGUCAUAGUGCUCAAGCAAUGGACAACUUAGGCCGACCUGUCCUCCCUCAGCAGCCGCCUUUGUCCACGCCAGUAUCAGAGCUUUCUCGACUUUGUUCUCUUGUUGGAAUGCCACAACCAGAUUUCACCUUUCUCAGAACGCCACAGGUUACAAAGAAAAGAGCUGCAAACAAAAGGAACGAUGAGUGUAAGGGAGCCCAGGGUUGUUCUUCUCAGGCUGUCGCUCUUCAACCAGCAUCUGCAGGGCUUUCAGAAAGUGCCCAGUUAACUUCACAGGAGAGUUCAUCAUCCUCAAAGUCACCUCAAGUUCCUCCUCCUGCAGUUUCUUUUCAAGACAGAGUAGCCUCUUCAGGCUCUGGUACCUCUCGUGGUAAAUCAGCACCAGGUUCUUCGAGACGAAAACCGAGGAAACUGGCAGUUAACUUUGGUGUUUCUAAACCAUCAGAAUAAUUAUGGUAUUUAGGGUUCAAUUCAUGUUUCCUUUACAACUUCCCCAAACUUUUUUUAAAAGGAUCUCUUUGUCUUAUUUUU